UCUCUCGUCUGUCCUCUUUGCUCGAGGUCGUCUCGUUGGUUUCGUCCCCCUCAAAACUUUCACGGACGAAAGCGUCAUUGGUGAACGUGCGGGCCGUUCUCCAAUCGAGAUUCGAGAUUCACCAGGAAACCGGCUUCGUCGUCUCACCGUGCAUCCAACCACUAUACUAUACGAACUACGAAAAAAUCUCAUUAGUCUUCGCGGACAGUCUUAUACCGCGACAUCACACGGCGUGGUCUUCCCAAAAAAACAUCAAAAUUCCAAAAUCCGCUGAUAUUUUUAAUAUCGUGAUGUCUAGAGUCGAAACUUUAUAGGAUUCAUCAACAAGUGAAAGAAAUAAAGACCUGUUCACAAUCAUUUACAUAUUGUGAGUAGUGUGCGGUAUAUGACGGUCGGAAUGCGUAAGAAUGACAUUUCGUAUCUGCGCCCGGGAAAAAGGCGGAGAAAGCGCGAAGCGUUCGAUUGGCGCGGGUUAUUGAACAUUUCUCGAACCUAUGGAGCUUCCGAGUACACCAAGUUUGAUCUGAUUGAUUUUAAUCAAAGACUUCGGCCUACAUCAUCGAGUACCGAUGAAUCGGAACAGUCGACUGGAUUUUCAGAAUUCAAGGACAAAGCAGCCUUUGGAUAUGGAACGAGUAUUCCGCCCAAUAACAAUGAACCUGAUGACAGCAACAUGACUACAAAAAAAGUGAUCUUCUGCGUCCAUGGCAAACUCUCUGGAUGCUGCACUGUCAUUAAAGGUGGCACUGGCGAUGAAAAAGGAAUCAUCGACUACCAAAAUCCGACACUCAAUGAAGAUCAUUGCCAUAGAGAAAGAAAUGACGAUAUCGAUAAGAAAGCCCGUAAAAAGCUAUUAAUUGCAAGUGCACUAUGUGUACUUUUCAUGAUAGGGGAAAUCGUAGGUGGAAUCUGGUCGAAUAGUUUAGCAAUUGCCACGGAUGCAGCUCACCUGCUAACGGAUUUCGCAUCCUUUAUGAUAUCCCUUUUUUCGAUAUGGGUGGCAAGCAGACCAGCUACGAGAAAAAUGCCGUUUGGCUGGUAUCGAGCAGAGGUGAUAGGAGCAUUGACAUCCGUUUUGAUGAUAUGGGUCGUGACGGGAAUAUUAGUCUUCCUUGCAGUAGAGCGAAUUAUUAAUAAAGACUUUGAAUUAGAUUCCACUGCCAUGUUAAUCACUUCUGCAAUAGGUGUUGCGGUAAAUCUAGUAAUGGGUUUGACCCUCCAUCAACAUGGUCACGGUCACAGUCACGGGGGAGGACACACUCAUGACCACCACAAACACGAAAAAAAUAAACCAAGUGAAAAAUGUAAAGAAGAAGGCGUUGAAGAUAAAAACGAAGAGAAAAGAAAUAUCAAUGUUAGGGCUGCCUACGUUCAUGUGCUCGGUGAUUUUAUCCAGAGCGUGGGAGUAUUUAUAGCAGCUAUUGUGAUUUAUUUCAAGCCGGAAUGGAACAUAGUGGAUCCAAUUUGUACUUUCCUUUUCUCAAUUUUGGUGAUUCUGACAACUGUCGCAAUUAUCAAGGACGUCAUGAAUGUUUUGAUGGAAGGAAUCCCGAAAGGUUUAGAUUAUUCACAAGUGGAAAGUACAUUUAUGCAAAUUGAUGGAGUUGUCAAGGUCCAUAAUUUGAGAAUCUGGGCACUUUCGUUGGACAAAACAGCUCUCUCAGCUCAUCUUGCUAUUAGACCAGGUACUAGUCCUCAAAAUAUUUUGCGCACGGCAACGAGGAAUAUUCACGAUAUGUACAAUUUCUUCGAGAUGACUCUUCAGAUCGAAGAAUUUAAUGAAAAAAUGGAGAACUGUAAACAGUGCAAGUCACCUGCACAGUAAGAUGAUAGCCGUGUACAUAUAUAUUUUUUAUCACGAGAGUAUUUAAUGAGCGUGCAAUGAGAGCAAGGUGCUUAGAUUAAGUGCGAAACUCACAUUGAUUUUUUUUCCUAAUGUGCUUAUGGACUUUCGAUGGUUGAGCCAGAAAGAGAAAUUAAAAAGUAAUUAUCUAGAUGUUAGUGGUACAAUUUUCCAAGAUUAGACCAUCACAAUCGAAUAUCAAAUUCAAAAAAGAAUUCAAUUUUCGUUGCAGAAAGUUGGAUGUCUGAGAUUAGCGAAUAGAGAAUUUGAUAUUUUCGGAUUAAAAAUUUGUUAUCACAAGAAAAGAAGAGGCCUGAGUGUUAGAUUGAAUGAUAAUCAUAGAGAUGUGUUUAAUUUCUGAUAGGAUCUGAUGAAAUUGGAAACUCAAUUUUAUUAGCAAGGUGCCUUACAUAGAGCGAUCGCAAGAUAUUAAAGUAAGGAAAUCAGAAAAAAAGAGAAAAUGUGAAAAUAAAAAAUAGGGUUCAUUCUUUUGAUAAAUCACACUUUUAGUAGAUAUUAGUGCGAUAUAGUUUUUAUUUUUUGUCACUGCGUUAUAUUAGUCCUUAUGACUAGAAAAAUUUAGUUAUGUAAAUUAAAAGACUAAAUCGUGAGCAACUGAAUGUCAAUCAAUGGUUCGAUUCUUUAGAGAAAAGAAUUAAGACUCCUAUAUUUUUGUAAAAAUUAUUAUAGCGAAUAUAGGUAAAUAUACUUUUAGUAUCGUUGCUAUUCGGCAAUAAACUUAUCUUGUAUUUUCCCUCACUCGAUUUUCCUUAUCGCAAAUUUUCGAAGCUAUUUAUUUUCAAAGGAACAAAUAAAUGGAAUGACUUAUUGUUGAUUAUGGAAAAAA
Belonocnema kinseyi is the source of this 2690-nucleotide messenger RNA. Its product is annotated as zinc transporter 2-like. The record is from RefSeq and is a predicted model, not a curated record. The coding region runs from base 386 to 1825 and encodes 479 amino acids. Gene Ontology annotation, molecular function: zinc ion transmembrane transporter activity. The transcript has 8 exons. Gene Ontology annotation, biological process: response to zinc ion; zinc ion transmembrane transport. Lineage: Eukaryota; Metazoa; Arthropoda; Insecta; Hymenoptera; Cynipidae. Gene Ontology annotation, cellular component: plasma membrane.